Molecule: messenger RNA, 785 nt
Organism: Oryctolagus cuniculus (rabbit)
Lineage: Eukaryota; Metazoa; Chordata; Mammalia; Lagomorpha; Leporidae
Gene: RNASE1
Product: ribonuclease A family member 1, pancreatic
Biological process (GO): defense response to Gram-positive bacterium
Molecular function (GO): nucleic acid binding; RNA nuclease activity
Source: RefSeq, a predicted model, not a curated record
AAAUGCACAGCCCAUGGACGGAGUAACUGCAGAAACUGCCCAUCCACUCCCUCCAGGGGACUGAGCUGGAGAUCAGACUCUUCCAGGAAAGUGAGAUCGCCAUGGCUCUGGACAGACCCCUCAUCCUACUUGUCCUGGGGCUGCUGAUGCUGGGAUUGGCACAGUCUGUUUUGGACAACGAGUCCCCGGCCAAGAAGUUCCAGCGGCAGCACAUAGAUCCAAAACUUCCCCUCAGCAGCACCUACUGCAACAAAAAGAUGGAGCAACAGGACAUGACACAGGGCUGCAAGCCACUGAACACCUUUGUGCACGAACCCCUGAAAAAGAUCCAGGCAGUCUGCUUCCAGGAGAAGGUCACCUGCAAGGACGGGAAGACCAACUGCUACCGGAGCACCUCCAAAAUGCACACCACAGACUGCUCCCUGUUAGAUACAUCCAAGUACCCUGACUGCAAGUACCAGACCGUUCAGAAAGAAAGAUACAUCAUUUUAGCUUGUGAGGGGAACCCAUUUGUGCCAGUCCACUUUGACGCUUCUGUGGAGUAAGGCCAGAGCAGAAUGAAGCACUUCCCCCCAUCGCCAAGCCCAUCAUUUUGACACUGCCAUUCCCUUCCUCCUUCCUUACCAUAAGGGAAACAACUCCAGUUAAGUCUAUUCUCCAACACACACACUUUUUGAGACUUGCUUCUCCAUGGUUUGGGUGGUGGGGUGUCAGGAGUGUGUUGUGGGGGGAGUCCCAUGUUAACCUGAUCACUGUUUCUUUCAAUAAAACUUAGUUGCAACCAA